CAAAUAACAUAACACAAGAUCUAAAAGAGGGCAUCGUCAAUUUGCUUCAGCUAUUCUGCGGUAUCGGGCCCUUGAAUUGUUGCAUCCUGCGGUUGCGGAACAUUGGUCUUGUAUGGUGAAAGAUUAACUCGGCAAUCAAUCACUUGCUCGGUUGGUAUAUGUGGGUGAGCAUAGUUGCAAAGCAUUGCAGAUAUCAGUCAUCAAAAUGAAGGUGAUAUAUGCUGGUUACCUCAAAACUGGGACCAAAACUAUGACUGCGGCUUUACGAAUAUUGGGAUUCAGUGUAUACGAUUUUAUGGAAAACACUACAAUUUUGGGCAAAGACUGGGUAAAGAUUUUUAGAGAUGGGUGGACCACUGAAGAUUUUAAAAGAAUGUACGAAAACGUAGACGCGGUUUCUGACUUGCCACCGUCCUACUUCUGGGAAGAAAUUCACAAAGCUUUUCCGGAAGCAAAGAUCAUUUUGACCACCAGAGAUGAAGAGUCAUGGUAUAGAAGUUUUGUCAAGCAGAUGAGAUCAAAUGAAUCCAGCUGGGCCCUGAAAAUAUUAUCAAUUCUAUCACCGACUGGUCGUUUGUCAUUUAAGAUUCUCCUCGGUUCUAUAAUAGGUCUUCAGGCAUUGGGUAUCAAAGAUUCAUUGCUCUGGAAACCAUUUAAACGAUUUGCUCUCAAUGAACAACUCUUCAAAUUGAAAUUUAGAAUGCAUAACGCAUACGUACUCCAGAACGCACCUCCCGAAAAACUUCUGGUUUACAAUUAUAAUCAGGGAUGGGAACCUUUAUGCAAAUUUUUGGGCGUUCCGGUACCAGAUGUGCCGUUUCCUCAUAAGAAUAAAGGAGCUGAUAUUGUGGCCGAAUAUCUUGCCACUGAUCCGAUCAUGAACAAAAUCAAAAGAGAAGCGAUGUUGUCAAUGACCAUCAUUUCUAUACUUGGAUGCAUCGGGGGAUUCUUUCUGAUCAGAAAAUGGCCGAAAAUAUGUGGAGUCUCUUAAACUACGAUGCCGAAAAUUAGUGUUAUUUGUUGGAUAAAUCGCGACUAUAAUAACCUAUUAAACUACAAUCCACCUGUUUCUAACUAAAUAUUGUUUGUAUAAUAUACUGUAUGGGGGCGUUCAUUUCUAAAAGCAUCAUUAGAUG
Molecule: messenger RNA, 1136 nt
Organism: Styela clava
Lineage: Eukaryota; Metazoa; Chordata; Ascidiacea; Stolidobranchia; Styelidae
Source: RefSeq, a predicted model, not a curated record